AUGGCGCAUAAUAUAAAAAAAUAUGUAUGUUUAGUUUUAAAUAAUUUCAAAAGUUUUAGUACAUCUAGUUAUAGAAGUUAUGGAAGCAUUAAAUAUUGUAAUAAUAAUUUGUAUACAUCAUCAUUUAAUUCAUUAAAUUUUAAUUUUAAAAGAUUUUUUAAUAAUAAUAAAAAUGAUGUUGCUUUAGAUUGGGAAAAUUCAGAUGACAUAGCAGAUUUACUUUUUGAGGAAUAUAAAAAUGUAGAUCCAUUAACAUUGAGAUUUGAAGAAUUGGAAAAUAUGAUAGUAGACACAGUUGUAAAUAAAAACAAAAAAAAGUUAAAUGGAAGCUGUAACGAAAGUGUUUUAGAAAAUAUUCAAAUGAACUGGCUAGAAAAAUACAAUGAAGAGAAUGAUUAG
Messenger RNA from Plasmodium gallinaceum, 399 nucleotides. Its product is annotated as iron-sulfur assembly protein, putative. Gene Ontology annotation, biological process: iron-sulfur cluster assembly. The record is from RefSeq and is a predicted model, not a curated record. The coding region runs from base 1 to 399 and encodes 132 amino acids. Gene Ontology annotation, molecular function: ferrous iron binding. Lineage: Eukaryota; Apicomplexa; Aconoidasida; Haemosporida; Plasmodiidae. The transcript has a single exon.